UCGCAACACCACAAAGUACGAAAUUCCACAGCAAUGGAGAUAUCUAAUCCCAGGAGAAUUCUGGCUGUAUCCGCAGAAAACCAAGUCGACCAUCUAAGUCGAGUGCUCAAAGGUCAGUCAUGGAAAUAGUCGGCUUUCUUCUUCUUUUUUUUCUUUCUUUUUUCCUUUUUCUUGUUUCCUUUUUCUUUUUUAUAAACCCCGCCAUCUCACCGUCGUCCUCUCAUCGCCUGCCUACCUUCAAGUGAACUUCCCUCCAUCACCGUCCCACCCCAAGCUAAUGCACCCCCACCAUCGCCACACCACAGACCUCACAGGCUCACACCCCGAGCCCACAUCCUCCACCUCCGCCGGCCCCUCCCUAGCCGGAACCACCCAUCCCCUGCACCUCAAGACGGCGUAUUACACCGCCACCGUCCCCGUCUGGCUCGACCUCAUUCCCGACGAAGACCCCGCAGACUGGGCCUCCGCCUUCCUUGCCCCGGAAGCCAAGGAGGUUCUCGACGUGCUAGGCGGCAUAGCCGUCGUCUUUCCCAUCUCUCCUCCCGCUCUGCCCGCAACCGAUUCCACAACAGCGAGCCGCACAGAGCAGAACGACGAGCAGGAGGACAGAAGUAGUAGCACCCAUCGUCUCCUCCGCCAAGUGGGUCGCGUCGUCCGCGAAGGUCUGGGCGGCUGGCAAUGGGACGGCGUAGGGCUGGCCAUCGGUGUUGCCGGCGGGGGCACUGGCACCGACCUGGACCACGAGAAGAUCGCCGCGACGUGGGAGGAGGUAUGUGCCGAGGCCGGCUUGGAGCUCGUCCUUAUACGAGGCCACGAAAGCGAUCAAGGGCGGAAUGAGUUCGGAGAAAAGAUGGGCAUCCCCCGCGUCCUGGAGGCACUAGAGUCGAACGACUGGGCCCAAGGCCCAUCAGCGGAAGACAUGGAAGACAUGGAAGACGAACCAGGCGAGACCUCCGCGAGGGCGACAAAAACAAAACCAGGCCACGGAGGAGGCGACAACGACGACGACGACGAAUUCGACCCGGAAAGCCUCGAUUUCGGCUUCGACAAGGCCGACUUCCAAGGCCUGAAAAAGGCCAUCUGGGGUCUCGAAUCCGAAGACGACCACGAAAAUCACCCCCCCGGCGGCAGUCAUCGUGAUAUCGCCUCUCCUCUCGUCAGGGAACCACCCGCCGCAGCAGCUGCCACAAGCUCGACAAAGGACGAGGAAACAGUAGGCGCAAAGACCGGCGACGCGACCAAGGCAAACAAAGAGGACGAAAGACCGGAAGAGACCGUCGUCGACGAAGCGCGCGAGGUCGAAAACAUCGAGGCCAUGAUGCGCAAGUUGCAGGCCGUCAGGGACAUGAGCGCCGGUUUGCCCGAGGACCAGAAGAGACGGAUGGCCGCCAAGGCCGUGGCCGAGGUGAUGAAGGAGUUGUGAUGUGGCUUCCUCUGAUGCAUCAGCCAUGCUGGCGAGAGACCCGUCUCUUACACAACUCGACCGAUAUCUCACCAUGCUGACGAGAGGAAUCGCCGUGCAUCCCCGUCUCCAAACCGAGAUCAAGUGAGGCACCAUAAGUCUGAUCAACAAGGUGUAAAAGGUGUAAUUGUAAAUCAGGUACUAUUCUCAGUCAAAUGGAACUUAUAUGCAUC
This is a messenger RNA of Sodiomyces alkalinus F11, 1635 nucleotides long. RefSeq lists its product as hypothetical. The coding region runs from base 278 to 1423 and encodes 381 amino acids. The transcript has 2 exons. The record is from RefSeq and is a predicted model, not a curated record. Gene Ontology annotation, biological process: vesicle-mediated transport. Gene Ontology annotation, molecular function: protein-macromolecule adaptor activity. NCBI's taxonomy places the organism in Eukaryota, Fungi, Ascomycota, Sordariomycetes, Glomerellales, Plectosphaerellaceae.